Portunus trituberculatus (swimming crab) is the source of this 1968-nucleotide messenger RNA. RefSeq lists its product as uncharacterized. The transcript has a single exon. NCBI's taxonomy places the organism in Eukaryota, Metazoa, Arthropoda, Malacostraca, Decapoda, Portunidae. Bases 183 to 1721 code for a protein of 512 amino acids. The record is from RefSeq and is a predicted model, not a curated record.
AGAGGAACCACACGUAUGAACCAUCCAAACACAAAUAGCGAGAAGAAUAUUAUGUGAUGGAUGAAACUGAAGUGGAGUAGACGAAGACAGUACAGUCCGGUGGGUGAGUGGCGUGGCGGAGGAGACUGCCCUUAGUAGGUGGUGAUGUGUUAGUGUUUAAUUCACCUGUUCUGUAGCGAAUCAUGAAGUUCAUCACGGAGAUCGGUUCUGAUGGUCUGCGGCGGCGUCCUGCUGGGGUGCGGCAGGACGUGGAGCGGCGCCACCUGCAGUGCGUCAUCCUCACCCUCCUCGUGCUCCUCCUGCAGUGCCUUCAGAUCGCGGUCAAGGAGUACAUCUGGGAGCACAGCCAGCUGUACCUCGCGGCUCAGGAUUCCUACGUGGAUGACGACGCGCUCAACGCCCCCAUGCGCCUGGACCAGGUGGAGGAGGCUCACGGCGCCAUCCUGCAGGGUUUGGUGGAAAACCCUAAGCUGAACGUGUACACGCUGGUGGGGAGGCCGCGCGUCAGGCUCCUCUAUAUCAAGAAUGACACGUGUCUGUAUCCCGUGCACAACACCCAGUGCUAUGGCAGGCUCGCGCUGGACGGCGACAUUGAGAGCCAAAUAGACUCAGAGAAAGACUUGACCAACAUGACCCUUAAUGACGUGCAGUGUCCGCCACGACUCAACCUCACCAACAUCACCAUGAAGUACGUGCAGGAUGCGCAGCUGGACUAUCUAGACAGUCAGUCGUGCUUUAACUGUAAGUAUCCUCUGGACGGCUACGUGCUUGACAUUCCCCGGCCAAACGCCACCGUCAUGCCACUCGAGGAGUACGCCACGCAGUGUCUUGCUCCGCUCAACAAGCAGCUCUUUGACAAACUUGUAGAUGAAUCGACGCGUCUCAUUCAAAUCGAAGUGGUCUUUUACAACGUGUAUUUCGACAUAUUCGUGCGAGUCACCGUGGCUUUCGAGGAGUUUGAUCUGAACAGGUGGUGGCCCACUCAUAAAAUUGAAACCGGUCACUUUCUGGGAGUCGCAGGGAGAGGAGACUACCACGGUGCGAUUGACGACAGUAAGUUGUUGGUGUUUCCCGGGCUGGUGUUGGCCCUGAUUCUUCUGCGGCUGCGAUGGGAACCUAAGGAGGGUCGUAUGAAGCGGUGCCUCCUCACCCUGAUUACCGUGGCACUGACGAUAUACCGCCUUUACUCGCAGGCAAACGUUGUGGUGAGGUAUGAAGAGGUCCUGAACUCCUUGCCCUCAGAGCCCAGGAACUACACGCGGCUGGGGAAGAUGGAACAAUUGAUGAACGCAGAUCGACACUUCCCUUUCGAGUACUUGAUGGCCGAGAACAAGACCGCGCAAGUGGUUGGCAUUGCUCUGGUGGUGCUGAGCUUACUGCACCUCUGCCAGUACGAGAACUACCAGUGGCUCGAGGUGACGCUGCUGGCUGUGUCUAUCAGAAAGGCAUUAAAGUACUCACUGCCCUUCAUCCUGUACUACCUCUUCCUUAACUUCGUGUUCGCGGUCAUCGGCCACACUCUCUUCGGCACCUGCACCUCACUGUUCAGCGAGAAGACUCAGGCGUUCAUUACUCUGCUCAAGUUUGAGUUCUCAGGGAACAUGGACUACAGUGACCUGAUGAUCUGUGCACCGGGGUGGGGCGAGACUUCUUCUUCCUGGCCUCCGUGGUGCUGUACCUGGUGCUCUUUAAUUUUACCUUCACUUACGUGUUCGGCGUGAUGACAGAGGUGCGGCGCCUCAAGGCACGCCAGUUCAUGCUGGAGGAACACGACAACCUCAUGGAGAAGAUUAACUGGCCCGUCGCUCGCUGUCACCGCGGCGCCGACCUUUCUCUUCAGAAUCAGUUGCGGCUUGUCAAAUUAUACGACUUACUCUUGUCCCGCGGAGACGAGGCCAUUCACUCCCUCAGGCAGAGAGUGACGGGGAGCAACACUGAUUGACACUCGGAUGUUAUUUUUCUUUCUUU